AUGGUUUAAUAAAUGUAAAUUUUAUAGAUACUCAUUCAUUUUUAUUAAUAUAAUCAUUAAAACUUAAAUAAAAUAGUUGUGGUAAAUCAAGUUGUGUUAAUGUAAUUAAAUUGUCUACCUUAUAACGUUUGCUUUAUAAUUUAGUUUCAUAAGUAAAUGAAAAAUAAUUUGAUCUUAAAAUAAAUGAUUAUUUAUGUAAAUACAAUUAAGCAUAUGAAGGUACUUGCUUGUAGAUUAAAAAUAUUAAGACUUUAAUUUAACAAUCUAUAUUUGAACAUAAUUAUGCAAAUGCUUCUGGAGGAUCAAUUAAAGUUAUUGGUAAUGAAAUAUUUUAUCUUGUUCAAAGUCUCAUUUAUAACAAUACUGCAAAAUAUGGAGGAGGAUUAGAAAUAGAAGAUUAAAUGAGUUAAAAUAUGACUAGAUUUGGAUCUAUUGUUGCAAAUAAUAAAGCUGAAUUAUUUGGUAAUGAUUCUUCUUAAGUUCCAUCUUAAUUAUCAAUUACUAUUAAUUUAAUAGAUAUUCUACCUAGAUUUACAGUAUUAGAAUAAGAAAAUCUAUUAAUUUAAUAGAUUUUAAUAAAACCAUAUUAAGUAUUUACAAAUGAAUAUUCAGAUGCAUUUUAUGUACCUAAUGGAUAACAAAUAUCUUAAUAUUAAUACUUUGAUUGGAAUAAAGGUGAAUAUGUGCCUUAUAAUUUACAUUUUAGAAUAGUUGCAUUAGAUAAAUUGAAUUCAAUUUAAUAAGAUUUAGAGAGUACUUACUGUGAUAUUAGUGGAAGAUUACUUAUGGAAAGUGGUGAGAAUGAAUUCACUUAGAAUUUUACUAAUAUAAAAAGAAUAGAAUUCAAUAAAAGCGAUUAUAAUUUAGAUAAUUUAAUUAUCUAUUUAGAUGAUCAACUUAAUAAAACUUUAUAAUUGUAAUUUUAAUGUAAUUCUAUUUAUAUACCAAUUUAUGAUCAGAAUAAAGAAAUUGUUAGUUAUCACAAUAAUUAUUAUUUAAGAAUCAAUCUUAAAACAUUACCUUGUUAAAUGGGAGAAAUCAAAAGUUUAGUAGAUUCUACUUGUGUACCUUGCAAUGUUGAAUAAGGUUAAUAUUCUCUUGGUAUUAAUUCAAAUACAUGUCUAUACAAGGAUGAUGCUACUACAAGUGACAUUAAAUCAGCCUAAUUAAAAUUAAAAGCUGGAUAUUGGAGACCUUAUUUUUAUACUAAUGAAAUAAGUGAAUGUAUCAAUUUAAUUGAAAAUUGUCUUGGAGGAUGGAAAGAAGGAGAUACCUCAUGUUAUGAAGGUCAUAUUGGAGCAUUAUGUGAAGAAUGUGAUAUUUACAAUAUUCGAGGCUAAGGAAAUUUUUUUAAAAUUACUUAAGAUUCAACAUGUGCUGAGUGUUAAGAUAGUAAAUUAAAUAUCAUUAUAACAAUAAUCUUUGGUUCUUUAUGGUAUAUAUAUUUUAUUCGAUUUAGGUCAAUUUUUUAAAUUAUUAUGACAUUAAGAAGUAUUGAUUAAUCUAAUUAAUUAUUUUCUAAAUUAAAAUUGAGAUAUAGACUUAGUAAAAUCCUUUUUAAAUUAGAUUAAGGUAUUAUGAUUGUUUAAUUUAAUAGAUCAUCAAAGUAUUUUAAUAAAAAUGUUUAUCAAUUAUUUAUGGAUUUUUGCUCUUAUUUUUACAUUUAAUAUAUAGUUUCCCAUUUUUUUUGGUUUUGUAGAUAAAACUAGUAAUCCAUCAAUUUUUCUGGCUACUAGUGUUGAAUGUUAUACUGCUGAAAUACAAAAUAUCUAAAUAAUCUAUUCAAGAAUUGUUUUAUUAUUGAUAUUACAAUUAAAACUAUUCCUUAUAAUAUAUGGAGGAUAUAAGAUUAGCUCUUUAACAAAUAAUAAAAUAUUCAACAAUAGCAUUUUAUCUAAUACAGCAAUCUACCUUUAUAUCUCAAAUUAUGCUGAAUUUGCUAAACAGUAUAAAUGUAUUAAUUUAUUAGAUUUACAUCCUUAUUAUCCAAAAGAAAAAUUUCGAACAUUGAUUUUGUUUAAGGUGAUGUAUCAUUAGAGUAUGAAACUUAUACCCAUUAAUAAUGGAUUAUGUCAUUUGUUAUUCCAGGAUACAUCAUUAUUUGUUUUUUAGUACCUUUUCUAUUUUUCAUAUUUUUAUUUAUACUGAAAAAUAAGUUAGAUGAAAUCAAAUUAAGAAAACACAUAUGCUAUGUUUUUAAUGAAUACAAAUAAGAGAAUUAUUAUUGGGAAUUUAUAAAAAUUAUGUAAAAAAUUAUUAUGAUUUUUAUCAUAAUAUACUUCGAAACGAAUAUCUAUUUAAAAGGAUCUUUAUUAGGUUUAUGUCUUUUACUUUAUCAGGCAUUCGCUUUGAAAUUUAAGCCAUACAUAAUUCUAAAGUUCAAUAAUCUAGAUUUAUAAACUUCUUAGAUUUGUUCAAUAUCAAUUUUUAUAGCAAUAGGAAAAUAUGCGAGCUAAUAACAAAAUAACUUUAAUUGGUCAGUAAUGCUUUAAUUCUUCAUUAUUCUUCUUUGGAUGAAGUUAUGCUAUCCCUUUAUAAAGAAUAUCUUAUUAGCGUAUUUUAAAAUUUAUAAAAUAAAUUUAUUAACUUCUAUUCAUCAUAUUAUUAAGCAUUGCCUUCCAAAUAAUUAUUUGACUAAAUUUUGUAAAAGAAAACUGAUCUAUUAUGAGAAAAAGUAAUUACAAAUCAAUUAGAAUUUUUAGAAGUUGAAAUAAUAUUUAUUUUCUCAAACAUCUGUAAAGAGAAAGAAACUUCUUAAGAAUAUAUUAUUAUUUAGAGGAUCUCACAAUAAAUAAGUCCUAGAGCUUUAGAGACUGAAACUUUGA
This is a messenger RNA of Paramecium primaurelia, 2825 nucleotides long. NCBI's taxonomy places the organism in Eukaryota, Ciliophora, Oligohymenophorea, Peniculida, Parameciidae. The record is from the annotation of a GenBank genome assembly.